Pieris macdunnoughi is the source of this 210-nucleotide messenger RNA. The record is from the annotation of a GenBank genome assembly. Lineage: Eukaryota; Metazoa; Arthropoda; Insecta; Lepidoptera; Pieridae.
AUGGAUAAAAACCUUACAAAUACAAUUGAACUUAUAAUAAAUAAAACUAUUUCCUAUAAUGAUAUUGAACAAGGCGAUGAAAUAGCUGAAGCAUUACUUUAUCAGUUUAAUGAAAAACUACAGGAGCACGGAGAACGAGGACCUACAGCAAAACUGUGGAUACAAUAUUUUCAUAUGGUGUCUAUUGCAAAGGAAAAUUAUAAGAGCUGA